This is a messenger RNA of Penaeus vannamei (Pacific white shrimp), 627 nucleotides long. The record is from RefSeq and is a predicted model, not a curated record. NCBI's taxonomy places the organism in Eukaryota, Metazoa, Arthropoda, Malacostraca, Decapoda, Penaeidae.
AUGAGAAAAGCUCUCCCUCCGUCGGGGAACUUCUUCAUCUCGCCCUUCAGCGUCUGGAGCGCCCGUCUCGCCUACUUCGGCUCCCGCGGCAAGACGCAGGCGGAGCUGGAGCAGGUUCUGCGGCUCACCAACAGGGAGGACACGCUCGCCCUGUUCAGGGCCCUCGAACGGCGUUAUGGCUCCCAAGAAGCAAACCAGAACUACACCAUCAACUCGGCUAACAGGAUAUACAUCGACCAGUCCAUUCCCGUCCGAGAAUGCGUGGGAAAUGUCCUCGACGACCAAGUGAAGUUAAUAGACUUUAAGAAGCCCGACGCCGCCGCUGCUGACAUCAAUGCCUUCAUCAACGCCGAAACGCGAGGAAAAAUACCAAAGCUUAUAGAACCCUCCUCUCUUGAAAACGCUAAAAUGUUCUUAACUAACGCCGUCUACUUCAAAGGCUUUUGGAAAUACCCGUUCAAGCCUCAAAGGACCCACAAGGACAAGUUUUUCGUAACCCCGGAAGAGUCUGUCCAAGUGGAUAUGAUGUCGCAAACGAAAAGGUUCAAAUAUGGUGUCUCUCUUUAUGGCAACAUGUACAUAAUUUCAACACAGAACAAGUUACCUUACAAUGUAAGGAAAUCGUAA